Messenger RNA from Solanum verrucosum, 1147 nucleotides. Its product is annotated as desiccation-related protein PCC13-62-like. The transcript has 3 exons. Bases 18 to 1034 code for a protein of 338 amino acids. Lineage: Eukaryota; Viridiplantae; Streptophyta; Magnoliopsida; Solanales; Solanaceae. The record is from RefSeq and is a predicted model, not a curated record.
AAAAAGAAACACUAAAGAUGCCUAUAAUAUCAAUUACUUCACCUUCCCAUCUUUUAAUAACAAUAUUUAUGAUUUUGUUGUCAAGCAAGAUGUUCUGCAUUUCCCUUUCUCAAAAUCUUCUUUGUCCAACUGGGACUCCGAAGGUCGGACUCCCAGUAACCAAAGAAGAUAUUGACUUGUUGCAAUUCUCUGAGAAUUUAGAGUUUUUGGAAGCUGAAUACUUCUUGUGGGCUGUACAUGGUUAUGGUCUUGAUAUUGUAGCACCAGAAUUAGCCAUGGGAGGGCCUCCUCCCAUUGGUGUCCGCAAAGCAAAUCUUGAUUUUUUUACAAGUAACAUCAUCAAUGAGUUUGCCAUGCAAGAAGUUGGUCAUCUAAGGGCACUUAGAUCGAAAGUAGGUGGUUUGCCAAGACCUUUGAUGGAUCUAAGUUCUAGACACUUUGCACAUCUAUUUGAUGAAGCAUUUGGUUACAAAUUACAACCCCCAUUUGAUCCUUAUAGAGAUAGUCUCAAUUUCAUGUUGUCUUGCUAUGCACUACCAUAUGCUGCAUUAGUUGGCUAUGUUGGUACAAAUCCCCUCAUCCAAGGCUAUGAAUCAAAAAGGCUUUUGGCAGGACUAUUAGGUGUUGAAUCAGGACAAGACGCGAUGAUCAGAAUGUACCUUUACGAGAGAGCUGGAAAAGUAGUAUAUCCUUACAGACACACUGUGGCGGAGUUCACAAUCCACAUUUCAAAUUUAAGAAACCGUUUGGCAAUGUGUGGUAUUAAAGACGAAGGCUUGUUCGUGCCAUGGCAGCUUGGUGCAGAGAAUCGGACAACAACAAACAUAUUAUCAGCUGAUUUCUAUUCUCUUUCUCAGUGGCGAACUCCUGAAGAGAUUCUAAGGAUUAUGUAUAACACUGGUAGUGAAAAUGCUCAUGGCGGGUUCUUUCCUCGUGGUGCUAAUGGCAACAUUGCUAAAAAUUUGUUAAAACUAGAGUGCGGGAUAAAAAAUGCUACAAAAAAAUCCCAAAAGAAAACUCUAAUUAAAUCUUAGAAAUUAGAUCAAUGUCGGUUAGUUGACUAGCUGGACUUUCAUUUUGUUGGUGAAGGUUUGAUUGUCUGUCUUGUAAUACUCUCGCUAAUUUCCCAUUCACUUCCCCUUUGUGU